This is a messenger RNA of Plasmodium gonderi, 1605 nucleotides long. RefSeq names its product mitochondrial processing peptidase alpha subunit. Gene Ontology annotation, molecular function: metal ion binding. The record is from RefSeq and is a predicted model, not a curated record. The transcript is spliced from 2 exons. Lineage: Eukaryota; Apicomplexa; Aconoidasida; Haemosporida; Plasmodiidae. Gene Ontology annotation, cellular component: mitochondrion. The coding region runs from base 1 to 1605 and encodes 534 amino acids.
AUGAACGGAAACAUACAGAAAUUCAAUAUAAUUCUGCGUAAAAGCAGACCAGGGAAACAACUGUAUAGUAGUGAAGCUUUAAAACUAAAAAGAAAUCCAAACUUAGAAAAGUUAUAUACAGGAGAAAAGCAAAAUUUGGAAAAAGUUCCCUUUAAGAAAGAAAAAAUCGAAGACAUAAUUAAAGAAGUAAAAUUUGAUUACUACUAUUUUAAUGAAGGAAAAAAAAAUACAUACAAAGAUAUUCCACUCAAUAUUGCUGUCAUAAAAGAAUCAGAAUUGCCACCUUUCAAGGAGGUUGAUGAAAAAUUACAUUUUUCAAUUUUGGAAAAUGACCUGAGAAUUAUUUCUACAAACAAGAAUAACAACGUUUGUUCCAUAGGGUUAUAUGUAAAGUGCGGGUCCAGGUAUGAAGAAAUAAAUGAUAAGGUGAAUGAACAGGGAAUGAGUGUAAUGAUAGAGAAUAUGGCAUUUCAUAGCACUGCCCAUUUGUCUCAUUUGAGAACAAUAAAAUCAUUGGAGAAAAUAGGAGCUAAUGUGAGCUGUAAUGCAUUUCGUGAACACAUAGUUUAUACAUGUGAAUGCUUAAAGGAAUAUUUACCAGUAGUGACAAAUUUAUUAAUAGGGAAUGUUUUAUUUCCACGAUUUUUAUCAUGGGAAAUGAAAAAUAAUGUAAAUCGUUUAAAUACAAUGCGUACGAAAUUAUUUGAAAAUAACGAAUUAUACAUUACUGAAUUGUUACACAAUACUGCAUGGCAUAACAAUACAUUAGGAAACAAAUUAUAUGUAUGUGAAUCAAGUAUAGAAAAUUAUACUUCAAGUAAUUUAAGGAAUUUUAUGCUUAAACAUUUUUCACCCAAAAAUAUGACCCUAGUUGGCGUUAAUGUAGAUCAUGAUGAAUUAACAAAAUGGACAUCCAGAGCAUUCCAAGAUUAUGUUUCUAUUCCGUACACAAAUCAGAAAGAAGUAACUCCAAAAUAUACUGGUGGAUUUGUAAGUGUAGAAGAUAAAAAUGUUAAAAAAACAAAUAUUGCAAUAGCUUAUGAAACAAAAGGUGGUUGGAAAACUUCAGAUAUGAUUACUCUAACUGUUUUGCAAACCCUAAUGGGUGGAGGUGGUUCUUUUUCAACAGGGGGUCCAGGAAAAGGUAUGUAUUCUAGACUAUUUCUAAAUGUUUUAAAUAAUUAUAAUUUCAUAGAAUCUUGUAUGGCUUUUAGUACUCAACAUUCAGAUACUGGUUUAUUUGGAUUAUACUUUACUGGGGAACCAGAAAAUACACACGACAUAGUAAAAGCUAUGGCAUUGGAAUUUCAAAAAAUGAAUAAAGUUACGGAUGAAGAGUUAAAUAGAGCAAAGAAAAGUUUAAAAAGUUUUAUGUGGAUGAGUUUAGAAUAUAAGUCCAUUUUAAUGGAAGAUUUAGCAAGACAAAUGAUGAUUCUGAAUCGGGUUCUUUCUGGAAAACAGCUAUGUGAUGCAAUAGAUGCAGUAAACAAAGAAGAUAUCAAUAGAAUUGUUGGACACUUUUUGAAAACGAAACCAACUGUUGUUGUCUAUGGAAAUAUUAACCAUUCUCCACAUUACGAUGAAAUAUGCAAAAUUUUGGGAUAA